This is a messenger RNA of Onychostoma macrolepis, 6046 nucleotides long. RefSeq names its product serine/threonine-protein kinase/endoribonuclease IRE1-like. Gene Ontology annotation, biological process: intrinsic apoptotic signaling pathway in response to endoplasmic reticulum stress; IRE1-mediated unfolded protein response; protein phosphorylation. Gene Ontology annotation, cellular component: IRE1-TRAF2-ASK1 complex. The transcript has 11 exons. The record is from RefSeq and is a predicted model, not a curated record. Bases 3632 to 5230 code for a protein of 532 amino acids. Lineage: Eukaryota; Metazoa; Chordata; Actinopteri; Cypriniformes; Cyprinidae. Gene Ontology annotation, molecular function: ATP binding; RNA endonuclease activity; protein serine/threonine kinase activity.
UUUGCUUCUGCUCGGGAGAGCGCGCGGAGCUGAGCUCUCUGGAACACACCCUGCUAGAAGUGAAGGAUCUCAGGUCUGUUCAGAAGAUCUACAGCUACUGUUGAGGUGAGUGUCUCAUCUUUCUCUCGUUGUGUUGAUGCCGUUGAUCUGUCCCGGCAUCUUUAAUGCUGUGCUGAACUCAUUUUGAUGGUUGUAUUUAAGGCAGGGGCUAUUUGCACUCAGUGUAAAUAACAUUUAAUUGCUAUUUACACUAAGUGCAAAUAGCAUAUUUUUUUUAGCGAUAUGCUAUUUACACUAAGUGUAAAUAGCAGAAAAUCUUGCUAAUUUAACAGUGUAAAUAGAAUCCAUCGCUAUUUAUACUACUUAUUGCAAAUAGUGGCAAUUAUCUGUACCUCAGUAUUGUAGUACAUUAUAAAACAGUACGUAUUAAUAACGUAUUGAUUGCAAAUUAUAGAUUUAAUUCCAAUUAUUAAAUGCAUGCCACCUUAUUGGGACAAUAAAGCCCUCCCUACAACUACCCUAACCCUACCCGAUACUCUUAUUUUCAACUUUUUGAUUAUUUCCUUAAUUUUUAUUGAAAUUAAAUGCCUUUCUGAUGCGAUAUGAGAUUUGAAAAGGGAGGGAAAAAAGUUGGGCUCGAACUCGGGUCGAUCGCGUCAGACAGCAUGUGUCUUACUAACUGCGCCACUGAAACCGAUGCUAAAGCAGUGUUGACGAACGCAAUCACACGUUAUAAUGGGCGGAGUUAGUGUAAAUAACCUUUGCCAACAAGACGGACUUAGUUUGCACUUAGUUUGACGUUCGUUUAUUUUCGCCAAUUAAACAAAUACUUGUAUCUCGGCCUUCUUUAUCCAGCUUUCAGAUGGUGUAUAAACGAAAAAUUGACCCUUAUGACUGGUCACACUGAACGGCACAGACUGUACCAAGUACGAUUUCAAUUGAGCAGUGUAACUUUAAUUUGUUUAUUAUUAUUUAUUAUUUUAUUUUGAUAAUGAACAGACUGCGAUGUCAAGUUAGCAAAAAUAUGCAAUCAAAAAAUGUUUUGGUCUAAAGUGAAACUUUAUGUAUUUCAAUUACACACAAAUUUUCCAUCCAUUUAGAUUACAUUGUUUCAACAUAAACAAAUUAAUAAACUGAAUGUGAUUCAUAUGCAUCAGUCAUACGUGAAUGAAACAGGUAAGGUUUAUUCAGGUAAGUCCCCACACUGCUCAGUGUUCAUGUGUUUCCACAGUAGUAAUGAAUAGCCCUUGUGUUUCUCUUUCCUUCGGUGAUUCUGCUUGACAACAGUAGCUGUGUUCCAGUCCAUUUGGUUUAUGCCCUUCACUCGCCAACUUCCCUCCGUCUUGUUUACUCGGAUGUACGUCAUUGAUUGCGUUGCAUGAGUGCACACUUCUGGCAGAACCCUUGGAACGCCCUGAGCCCUUGAUCGCUUAGAAUCCGCUGUACAGUUGGGUUACUGUUUACAUUUUUCCCCUUACGAAUUUGUGUAUAUAUGUAUAUAGGUAUGCUUGGCCUGUUAAAAAAGAUAUAUUAUAGAGUUGUUUGGGGCAUAAAUUAAACUCGAUCUGCGAUGAAGUCACAAUCAUGUUGCUGGAGCGGCCCGAAGUGUGCAUAUGAAGCAGACUCGCUCCCUCGCUCAAAAUCGAGGGUCUGUCCAUAUAAACCUCCCUCGUCCACUUCACGAAGUGGAACGGACUUCAGAAUGGCAUGGACUCCCUCGAGGGGAAGUUCACGAGUGCGUGUCUAAAAGUGGAGUGGAACACAGCCAAGAACUACAACUGACUUCAACCAAAGAUGAAACCAACUGAAAUAAAAGAAAGCAUUAUAUCUGACUAAACAACUCCACAAACAGCAUCAGACUGACCAGACUGACUUUAUUCCUGUCAGACGUCUAGAGAAGCUCUUAUUGAGAAUUAACAGAGGUUUAGAUGCUUUAUUGUUUCAUUUGAAAUCACCAUCAAAGAGACCAGUGUUUCCUUUUUGUUGGGCUCUUGACAUUUUGGUGUUUGUAUUGCUCUGGAUGCUUUAACUGUGUGUUCAUAUAAAACACAUUUAACUUAGCUAGCAAAGCCAAGAAAAAAUAAACUUUUCCUCAUAGCCUCAUCAUAAGUCUUGCAGGAUACCUAAAAAAUAUAAAAUAUGUUUAGUAAAAGAAAAUAUUUAAUUGGAUAGGUGGAACAAUACAAAAAUGGACAAUAAAACAUUACAACAACCUUCUGAACUUAUCUUCACAGGUUAUAAAUGGUAACAUGAGUUUAGCCAGUCUAGUGUGUAGAAUACUAUAGAAAAGAGGAAACAUUAUCUGAGAAAAAUUACAGUAUGAAUAUAGUUUUGACAUUAUUAGUUUUACACAUCAUUAUGAAUAAUCAGUAGGGAUAUCUGUAUCGGGCCUGAUACUGUGCUCUUGUACAAAUGUCCCGAUACCACACAGCGUGAUAAUUAAGUGCCUUAUUCAGACAAAGAAUCACCGAUAACAGAACAGCAGAAUAGAGUUAAUAGAGAUUAAGGAUGUCUAUGAAGUAUGUGAUUAAUAUAAUGUUAAACGCUUUAAUAUUAUCGCCUGUGAUGUGCGUGAGCUGAUAAGCGAAGCACGCUGAUGAACAUGUGCAGGCUUGUCGAGUGAAUAUCUCUUUCUCACAGACCUGACUGAAAAUGUCAAACGCAAGUAAGAAAACGAUGCACAAGUUACUAAAGAUAGGCUACGUGACGGUGUGCAUCACAGCACAGAGACCGCUUAUUAAGAUAAUAAAUGAUAUUCGCUUCAAUUCUGAUUCUGGCAAAAUAUCAGUUCUGGUACUACUAGAUCUUAGUGCUGCGUUUGGAAGCCAGUGUACAUCUCUAGAAGUAUGUUAUGAUCAACAGUGUCAGUUACAUUUAGGAUUGAUUUUAAAGUACUUUUACUCGUUUAUAAAUCUCUAAAUGGCAUAGGACCUAAAUACAUUGGAGAUAUGCUCACUGAAUAUAAACCUAACAGACCACUCAGAUCAUUAGGAUCGAGUCAGUUAGAAAUACCAAGGGUUCACUCAAAACAAGGGGAGUCUGCUUUUAGCUAUUAUGCCGGCCGCAGCUGGAACCAGCUUCCAGAAGAGAUCAGAUGUGCUAAAACAUUAGCCACAUUUAAAUCCAGACUCAAAACUCAUCUGUUUAGCUGUGCAUCUGUUGAAUGAGCACUGUGCUACGUCCGAACUGAUUGCACUGUAUAAUCACUUUCUAUUCUUAAAUGUUUUAAAUUCUUUUUAAAUCAAUUUUUGUAUAAUUUUGUUUUUAUUGUUGUGAUUAUAAUUUUUUUUAAAUUCCUUGUUUUUAUUGUUGUUAUUUUUAACGACUAUUUCACGUCCUUUUAUGUAAAGCACUUUGAUUCUUGAGACAUGUAGGACACUGAAUUACCACUGUAUAUGAAAUAUAUAAAUAAACUUGCCUUGCCAUGAGUUUACUAAUAUAGUUUCCUUAAAUAUAGUGAAUAAUACAUCCACACAGAGACAUUUAAUAACUCAUUCUAUAACUGCUGCUAUAUUUUAUUUACUUGUUUAUUUUCAAAUAGUUGCUUAUUUAUUUCUGGAAAGUGUCUGGUGACAUUAGAGCGAUUUAAAAACCUUCUUCCAGUCCAGCAGCAGCGAGUCGGUGAAGGACGAUGGCAUCUGGUGAGCAGGAUUGUGACACAGCUCAGACGAGCAGCACUGGAGUCAGUGUUAAUGUGAACGCUGGGACGGGAGGAACUUUAAAUGUUCCUGUAUUCGCUGGAAACACCUUCACAGCUCCACUGACCAUCAGCUACAGCACUGCAGGACACGAGCCACAAAAAAUCUCAGAGACGGCAGAGAAACACACCGAAAAACAAGGGUCAUCCUCACAGGCAGACCAUCAAAAACCGGUACCUGAUGACAUCAUCAGGUGGAACCGAUCCUCUGUAAAAUACAGAAGUAAAAUAGAGGCGCUCCGGAAAGAUCCCUCCAGGAAGAAGGUUGGAAAUAUCCAUUUCUCUAAAAGUAAUAACUACCAGAUUGGCUCCGGAGGAAGUAGCACGGUAUAUCUUGGCCUGAAGGAAGAUGGCACUGAAGUGGCCAUUAAACGAAUAAUCAAGGACCAACAGGAAACCAAACACUUUGAAAAUGAACUAAAGCUUCUACAGGAUUCAAGUCUUGAGAGCAAGAACAUCGUCAAGUAUGUGGACUUAGCAGAGGAUGAAGACUUUUAUUAUCUUGCACUACAGCUUUGUGAAUAUGAUCUGGAGGAUUACAUGAAAAUUCUUCGUCAGAAACAACAAAAAGACAAAGACACCGCUUUGAGGAAAAUAGUGGAGGAGAUUCUUCAUGGCCUUCAAGUUCUUCACCGUGCUGAAGUGAUGCAUCGUGAUAUAAAGCCUGGAAAUGUUUUGAUGGAUUCAGGAGAAAACGCGAGGCUGGCCGACUUCGGCUUGAGUCGCACACUGAAGGACGGCAGAAGCACGCUGCACACUGCUAGAGCUGGCACUCGUGGCUGGGAAGCAACCGAGAUCCUGAAUCAACACACAGGUUACAAGAAGAGCUCAGACAUCCAGGUUGCUGGGAUGUUGGUGUUCUACAUCCUCUCUGACGGGAAACAUCCCUUUGGGGACGUGAAGGAUCGUGAGGAGAACAUCAAGACAGGGCAGUACGUUCUUCAAGAUUUGCAGGAUACAGUAGCAGAGGAUCUCGUAGCUUGGAUGAUCAAUAAAGAACCGGCAGAAAGACUGACCAUUGAUGAGGUCCUAGGUCACCCUUACUUCUGGGAUGAUGACCGGCAAGAUGCAGUCCUUAGAAAGCUGGGUGAUAGGCCUGAAAUUCAGAAAUACGAGACUUUAGCUAAAUUUCAUGACCUGUACAUGAAAGAUAAGGAGCACACAGAGGGAAGAGAGCCGACAGCAACGCUGACCAUUUACGAGGCCUUCGAUGUACUUAAAAUUGAGAAUGAGAAGAAGAGAAAGGACAUUAUUGCUAUAGUGGGUGAGGAUUUAAAUGACCUUUGGAAGCUCUUCAACACUGCGGAGGACGUCACAAAGGGAAAAAGUUUUUUUGAUUGGCAAUCAAAGCUUUCAGGUAUAUGGCCAGAUGUUAACAAUAAGCUUCUGGGGGACGUUCUUGGCCUGCUGCGUUUUUUGCGCAACAAACUAGUGCAUACAGAAGACUUUAAAGAAAAGAAGAUAUUUGUUCUCUUCCCAGACUUCUUUAUCAGUAUACACAGAGUGGCUAAAGACUUGAACUGGGAAUACUGAAAAUGCAGAGAGGACACACUAUAUGUAUUCAUUCUAGCAGCAAGCCAAACUGUUUUGAACUUUUGACAUUUUCAAAUGGUCCUGAUAUCAUUGUGAUUGGAGGUUAUCGUCCACCGUCACUUCACUUACCGAUCUUCUUCACAACUGGACCAACUCAGAGCUGAUUUUACUUGGGGAUUUAAACUGGGACUGGACAUCAAAACAUCUGAUCCAUUCAAGGAUAUUUAUGAAUUAUUUGGAUGGGAUCAUGUAUACUCACAGAUAUCAAGAUUCAGCGUAUGAACCUCAACAAUGGUGACAGGCAACAAAAUAUUCAGAUCAACUCUGAACAUCACAAAACAAGCUUUUCGUUAACUGUUGACUUUCAGUGUUGGACUAUGGUGAUGUGGUUUAUAUUGUAGGAUCAGAACGAGUCAGACAAAUUAAGAUUCGAUCAGAACAUUGAAACCUGAGGAGCUGAAAUUCCAGAGAAGCCCAACAGGACGUCAUAAAUCAGAUUCCUAGCCCCAGCUAUCCUGAAGAAAGCCUAACCAGCAAGUCUCUUUUACAAAACAGCUUGCAACAUUGAGACAAAAGAACACUUAUUGAUAAUUCCAAUUCAGGAAGGAGACAGUCAAAUUAUGGGCAAGUAACCAAGACUGAUGGUCAAAGAGAUGGCCAUCACAUUUGUCCCACGAUAGAAAUCACGAGCUUCCUUAGAUUGACUCUUCCUUAGAAGUGAACAUCGACGGGAACCUGAGGGAGCACAGGAGGCACAGCAGCACCGCGAACACGGCCGUCAUCGCGGACAAACGCAUGUUUAGCGCAUGGAUGAUG